CGUCUACCGAGGAGUCUGUCUUUAAAUACCAGGGAGACUCCCCCUCUGCAGCACCACUUCUGCGGAAAAGCUGCAUAGGACCAGAUACAGCUUCGUGUUUCCACCUGACUAUCUAAAGCCUAAAGAUGUCCACCAAGGAGAAGCUGAUCAGCCAUGUGAUGAAGGAGGAGCCUGUCGGCAGCAGGAGCAAGGUGACGGUGGUGGGUGUCGGCAUGGUGGGCAUGGCCUCUGCCAUGAGCGUCCUGCUCAAGGACUUGUGUGAUGAGCUGGCCCUUGUUGACGUGAUGGAGGAAAAGUUGAAGGGUGAGGUCAUGGACCUGCAGCACGGCUCCCUCUUCCUCAAGACACACAAGAUUGUAGCUGACAAAGACUACAGUGUGACAGCCAACUCCAAAGUGGUGGUGGUGACGGCCGGUGCCCGCCAGCAGGAAGGCGAGAGCCGCCUUAACCUGGUGCAGCGCAACGUCAACAUCUUCAAGUUCAUCAUCCCAAACAUCGUCAAGUACAGCCCCAACUGCAUCAUCAUGGUGGUUUCCAACCCAGUGGACAUCCUGACCUACGUGGCCUGGAAGCUGAGUGGUUUCCCCCGCCACCGCGUCAUUGGCUCCGGCACCAACCUGGACUCCGCCCGUUUCCGCCACCUCAUGGGAGAGAAGCUCAACAUCCACCCUUCCAGCUGCCACGGCUGGAUCGUCGGAGAGCAUGGAGACUCCAGUGUGCCUGUGUGGAGCGGUGUGAAUGUUGCCGGAGUUUCUCUGCAGGGCCUCAACCCAAAGAUGGGGGUCGAGGGUGACAGUGAGAACUGGAAGGCUGUGCAUAAGCAGGUGGUUGAUGGGGCCUACGAGGUUAUCAGGCUGAAGGGCUACACUUCCUGGGCCAUCGGUAUGUCUGUGGCUGACCUGGUGGAGAGCAUCAUUAAGAACCUGCACAAAGUGCACCCUGUGUCCACACUGGUCCAGGGCAUGCACGGAGUGAAGGACGAGGUCUUCAUGAGCAUCCCUUGCGUGCUGGGCAACAGCGGCCUGACGGAUGUGAUUCACAUGACACUGAAGGCCGAAGAAGAGAAGCAGCUGGUGACCAGCGCUGAGACCCUGUGGGGCGUACAGAAGGAGCUCACCCUGUGAAGAGCGCUCCUCUGAAGCCUCCAAUCCACGCUCCACACUGUGUGGUUGUCUCCCUCUUACUGUACCUCCUUUGCUCCUAACUGCAACAGUCGAAUGAAACUUCUGAGUGUCUGAAAAAGGCUAAGUGUUUGUAGCUAAACUAGGGGGAGCUAGAUUUUCCCUUCAGAUAUUCACAUAUCGGUGUCCUUUUCCUUUGCUGCCUCCCUCCUGUCGGCCUCCAUCAGUGACUGAAUCUCUGGAACCUAACUCCCACCUUCAGCCUUUGAGCUCAGCCUGCGAGCUCAGCCUGCGUUUAGAUGGAAUGAUGUGUCUAUUUGUUGUCCUGUCCACAUAAGAAGGCCUUUUACAGAUUGAGCAUUUACAUUCUACGGACUGCAUGUUAACCGUGCACUGUUGCUUCUGUACACUCCAUGUUGGUAGUUUAUAUUUAUUCUGUGAUUGUUGCCGGCUGUUUUUCUCCACUUGGUAAUCUCUGUUUUUUUUUGUUUAUUUAUAGUAUAAUGGAGACAUUCCAUUCCCUAUGAGGAGGCCUUCACAUCCAGCUAUACUCACAAUGAAACAGCUGCAUAACACUGGGCCAAAAUCCUGUGACACCAAAGUAGCUUAUCAUUUGAGACAGGCUAUGCUACGUUUACUGGUUGGCAUUGAAGCCUUUGUAAACAAGCAAAACCACAAGUGCACUGACAGAUAAACAACGUAAGGUUACAUCUUAAGACUUACUAUUAUUUAAAUCAGCUAAGAGAUAACAGAGAGCCAGUGGCAAAUAGUCGGCUACAAUCACGGCCUAGGGUCAGGUAACGCAUCGUAACACAAGGUAAUAAUCUUGAAGGUGUUUGUUUGUUAGCACACACUAAACACCGUCAAAGGGUUUUGUAUUUAUUUUACUCCAACUUACUCUGGAAUAGAGUACAUCAAGAGAAAAAUGAUGGUAUUAUUUAUAGCUGUUAAUACUGUUAAGAUCUAUUUAUGUAUUACUGUUACAACUUCAGACAUGGUUUAUUAAUCACCGAACUCACUGAGGAACUGAACCUGUCAUGGCAGCUGGAAAUUGUUUUUUUUAAUUUGCCGUAACAUCCAAUAAAUCUGCCAGGAUCGUGAUACAAGUCU
Molecule: messenger RNA, 2231 nt
Organism: Anarrhichthys ocellatus (wolf-eel)
Lineage: Eukaryota; Metazoa; Chordata; Actinopteri; Perciformes; Anarhichadidae
Gene: ldha
Product: lactate dehydrogenase A4
Exons: 8
Coding region: 126-1124 (332 amino acids)
Biological process (GO): pyruvate metabolic process; lactate metabolic process
Cellular component (GO): cytoplasm
Molecular function (GO): L-lactate dehydrogenase (NAD+) activity
Source: RefSeq, a predicted model, not a curated record